AUGGAAUAGUUGAAAUUUAGAAUGUUAAAACCAAUACUUUCUUAAAGAAAAAGCACAGAUUUAUCUAAUAAAAGAAUAAAGCAGGAUUCCCUCUAAAGCAUAAAUAUUAUUAAUAGUCCAAAACCCUUUUCAAAUAUAUCAUAUCGUAAAAAUCAUAAGCAUAAGGCUCUUUCCUAAGGGGUAUAUCAUCUUUAAUUGUAGACCUAUUAUGGAUCUCCAUUAUUAGGAUAAAAUUAAUUAGAGGCAAUUGAUAAAAUGAAAUCCUAGCAGCGUAAUGAUUUUUAUGGAUAAUUAAAGAGUUGUGAUCCAUAUUAAUAUCCUACUCGAUUAUAAGAAUUGUAACUCUCCCCAAAAUCUCCUAGAGAACGUAUUUAAUUAAGAAAAUUUCAAAGCUACUGUUGAAGUAAUAAUCCCUUCCGAGCUUAAAGAACCACCUAUAACUUUAGGACGUCUAAGUGACAAUCUAUCAAGACAUAAUGCAAGAGAUAAACUUCAUAGAGGUAUUCCUUAAAAGUGAGUGUUGUAAACUUAAUUAGGCAUGAUAUUAAGUAACUAGCCAGUUGGGUUGAUUUGAUGGUACUAUAAAUAAUAGAUAAAUAUGGAGAUCAAAGGCAAAAUGAAUUUUAUGAGGAAGUCUAAAAUGUCCUAACACUUUGUUUAAAAGAAUUGAUUAGAUAAAUAAGUAUAGAUUGCAUUGAACGAAGGUAUGAACUUCAUUUACUAAUUAAGUGUGCUUUUAGAAAAGAUUUGGGCUUAAUAUGUAGAAAUUAAUUCUUCAGUUAUUAAAUAAACUUUAGAUGAAAAAAGGGAAAUUGAGAAAUCGCAUCUUAAACAAAUUAUGAAAACGCAUUAGCUCUAUCAAGUAGAGAUAGAUACUUUUUAGUUGAUAAUUAAAAAUUUUAAAGAGGAUUAAUAAUAAUUAACUGAAAGAUUAAUUAAACUUAAAGAUAAUGGAAAAUAUUUAAAAAAGACAAAUAAACACUUAUAAAAUAUUUCAAGAGAAUUAAGAUUUUAACUAAACGAUGUAACAACUACAAAUAAGUAUUUACUGAAUGAAGUUGAAAAUCUCAAAUAAUACAUUGAGGAAGCAGAAAAAGACAUGCAGAAUUACUAAUAAUAAUUCAAAAAUCACUUAAUUUAACAGAGAAUUUAAUCUCCAAGUUCCCCUAGAAAAAUACCUAUGAAUAGAUCUGGAACUGUUUUUCUUUCAUCAAGGCCUCCAGAAUAACUUAAAAUAAUAAGAGCAGGCAAACAUAAGACUCUCUUUCAUGAUCCAAAGCCUGAAGAAAAAGUUCAAAGAGCAUUAAAAAGUGAUACUGAUUCUUCAAUUGCAUCUGAUAUUGAAAAUAUGUUAAAAAAUUAAUUCACAGAAACUGAUGAUUUAAAUUCUUUAAUGGAAAUCCAAAAAGAAUAAUCAACUUAAGCAUAUGCACCAGUUUCUUAAUUUAAUUAUAAGUAAGUUAUAUUAUCAAUAAAGAGCCUUAUUAUUGCCCGAUACUCGUCAUUAAAUCAUGUAAACUGAUUCAAGUCUUUAUAACAUAUCCUUCAAAGAGACUUAAACAGAAUUACAAACUGAUAUGGUUGAAGUGAUAAAAACUGAAGAAGAAUAACUGAUGUUAAUUUAAGAUUAACUGAUGAAAGUUUCUGCUAAUUAUAAAUCUAUCUAAGGAGAAUCUUCAAAUGAUGAAAGCCCCAGAUCCAGAAGAAUUUCUUAAUUCUUUCAGAGUUUAGGAGAGGCAUCUAGUAAAAUGAAAUAAACUGUAUAUAUGUAAAGGGAAAUUAGAACAAGCUUAUUGCUGGUCAACAGCGCAUAAAAAGAUGAAAAUAAUCGAAAAUAAGAUUAAAUUAUAGUUUUAGUAUUAUAUAAAUAAUUAUUUAGAAAUCAAUAAAUGACAGCUUAUCUAAAAAUAUUGAUGAAGCAACAAAUGAGAUUUAAGAGCUUGAAGCUUAGCUAGACUUAUAAGAGAAAGUAAAAAUUAUCAAUAAUUUUAGAUUAAUACAAGGUUAGAAAAAAGAUAUAACAAAAUUAAAGAAAGGAAAUAAUAAAUCAUUGAAAAAACUCGAAAUCUUGUCAACUCAUUUACAAAAACUUAAAAGUUUACAAAUAUAAUGAAAAAAAAAAUAUAAGAAAAAAAAGGAGGAUAACCAGAGGCAAGAAAAAUUUCUUCUCUAACUACAAGCUAAAUCCCAUCUUAAACUGAUUAGCAUUAGGAAGAACAAUAAUAUCAAAAUCAAAUAAGCUAACAAAAAAUAAAUUAAAAAUAAUAGUAAAAUUAAAAAAAAAUCAACUAAGAGUAACUACACAAUAAUAGUUUAACUAAUUAACAAUUAGAAAAUUCUAGAAUUUCUGUGGGGUCCAUGACUUCAAAUCAACUUGCAAUAUCACAAGAAGGAUUUACUAAAAAGAAAUGGAAUAUUCAUAUUACAAACGCAGAUGAACAAAAGCAAAUUUCAGAUAAUGAAAGUGAUUAUUCACAGUCACAAUAAUCAGUAUAACGAAGCACUUACUCAGUUUAAGAUGUAAUAAUUAAAUUAAGUCAUAGGAUUUCUAAGAUUCAAUAUCAUAAAGAAGCUUAGCCACAAAUCGGUCAAAUAUUUCAUAAGUAAAGAUUUCUAAUAAACCAAUAUCAAAUUAUGUAAUCUCUCUAAAAUAAUGAAUAGUAAUUAGUUCCAAAUAAUAAUCAUCAAGUAUCUAAAUCUGCAAAGGUGAAAAAAGAUAAAAAUCCAAAUUCAGGUUACCAAAAUCAUUUACCUCUUGAAAGUAUAAAAAUGAUAUCAGAAACUUUGAGAUAAUUCAUAAAUGAAGAGUUGGAAAAUAGUGAUACAUCAAGUGUUGAUUCUUCUUUUUCUAGUAAAUUAGAAGACCUAAACAAGAGAAAACUUGAAGGAUCAUAAAGAAGAAAAAAUGUAACAUUACCUUAGGCUCCAAGUAUACUUGUGUAUUUGUCAUAUAGAAUUUUAGAAUCGCAACAAUGCUGAAUCAACUUCACAAAUAAAUCUUUAGAAAUCAUAAAACUUGGUUUCGUAACUUUCAGAAAAAUUUUCUCGAAAUCCUAAAAGCUCAAAUGCUAAAAUGUAAAAAAUAAAUGUUCUAAAGUUCAUAUCUUAAUUUUAUUGUGAGAAAAUUAGAUAGUUUUCAAACAAAAACAUGCCUUUACAUUAAAUUUGUUAUGAACAUUUUGUUAAUACUUAUGGAUUUAAGAGUAUGGCUGAAUAAAAACUCACAAACUUUUAUUAAUCUAUUUUUGCCUAUCGAGAAAAUUUUAGAAUUAAUUUAUUUGGAAGGUAAUUAUUAACUAAAAAUAGAUUUGCUGAACUUUUUAGUCCUCUAACAUUAGAUGAUCUAGAAAUAUAUAUUCAAUCAUUAAAAAAUCUUGAUGAAAAUGAAAUGCCAAUAUAGCUUGCUCAAGUUGUAAAUGAGAAAGGUGUUCUUAUAUCUCUUGAUCGGGCUUUAGCCUGCCUAGAAACAUAGCAUUCUUGUCUCCCAUUAGAGAGCAAGGAUAGAAUAUAAAAAGAAAUAAAAACUCACACUUAUGAAAGAAAAAACAAGAUUUGUGUUGAUUUAGACUUUUUCAUUAGCAAAAUUCUUACUGGAUAUUAAUAAUUAAAAAUGAUGCAUUAGGCUCACUUUGAAGAAGUAUUCUAUUCUGCUGAUAUGGAUAUGGAUGGAAUGAUAGAAUUUCAAGAGUUUUAAAAACUAUUUUUGCAUUUUGAAAUCAACCAAGGUACAAACUUAAAUUAGAAGAUUAUCAGGAGUUAAUUUAUGGAAAGAUGUGAUACAGUUUCGAAUGAAAGUGGCGAAAAAGCUAUGUCUUUCAAUAGAUUCGUUACUUUUUCUUUAGAAAAUAAUAUAUUUUCAAAGGAAAAAUUUUAAGUAAUUCUAGAUUUAAUAUUUCAAGAGGUUUUCUAAAAAUGUGGAUUUAAAUGAUCCAAUAAAGAACCUUAAUGAUUUAAAAGAGAAUUGGAUAAAUAUUUAAGCAUUACUCAAUUAUAGAAUAAAUCUCUCUGAAUCAGGAGAGACUUAAUACUAUUUAAGUAUUAUCCAAAAGCUAGAUUAAGUACUACUUUUAUAUAAUUGAAUAGGCAUUAAAUAAUAAAGAACUUAAAGAAAGCUAUUGGAUUUCGUAUAGAAUAUUAGAUGCAGACACAAAAGCUGUUUAUUUAUCCAGACUUGUCGCUAGUUAUUUACCUUAAGAAUUGUUGUGUAUUUAAGAAUUAAUGAAUGAAAUUUUUGAUGAAAAUAUAUAAUACAUAAGUGAUUGA
Messenger RNA from Paramecium pentaurelia, 4263 nucleotides. NCBI's taxonomy places the organism in Eukaryota, Ciliophora, Oligohymenophorea, Peniculida, Parameciidae. The record is from the annotation of a GenBank genome assembly.